This is a messenger RNA of Neocloeon triangulifer, 1021 nucleotides long. Its product is annotated as glycine N-methyltransferase. Gene Ontology annotation, molecular function: glycine binding; glycine N-methyltransferase activity; identical protein binding. Lineage: Eukaryota; Metazoa; Arthropoda; Insecta; Ephemeroptera; Baetidae. Gene Ontology annotation, cellular component: cytosol. The transcript has 6 exons. Bases 48 to 905 code for a protein of 285 amino acids. Gene Ontology annotation, biological process: protein homotetramerization; regulation of gluconeogenesis; S-adenosylmethionine metabolic process. The record is from RefSeq and is a predicted model, not a curated record.
GUUAGCAGGGGACAGCUCGUUCAAACCGCCAGCGUCCUCAGGUCACGAUGGUCGACUCUGUGUUCAGAACUCGCUCGCUGGGCACGGCCGCCGAGGGUGUCCGCGACCAGUAUGCGGAUGGAAAGGCGGCCAAGGUAUGGCAGGUGUACAUUGGCGACAAGAACUCGCGCACGCAGCACUACAAGGACUUCCUGGUCGGUCUGCUCAGGAAGAAAGGGUGCAAAAGGGUGCUCGAUGUCGCCUGUGGACAAGGUGUGGACUCUAUUAUGCUGUUGGAAGAGGGAUUUGAAGUUUUCUCUAUCGAUGCUUCCGACAAAAUGCUCAAGUACGCACUUAAAACAAGAUGGAACAGGAGAAAAGAGCCCGCUUUUGACAAAUGGGAGAUUGAGGAGGCCAACUGGCUGACCUUAACGGACGACCUGCAAGGUCUGCAGUUUGAUGCGGUCAUUUGCCUCGGCAACUCAUUUGCUCACCUCACCAGCUCUGUCGACGAUAUUAAGAAAGCGUUGAAGAAUUUCGAGCAAUGUGUGAAGCCUGGUGGAAUGUUGCUGAUUGAUCAUCGCAACUACGAUUACAUCAUUGACAAGGGCGCAACUCCAGCUCACAGCAUUUACUACAAUAGCAAACAUACUACUGACAUCAAAACUUCUGUCCUUUUUGUCAAUGGAGAAGCUCAAAUGGUUACAAUGGACUACGUUAUGGAUAUUUCUGAUACUGCUGGUCCUGGCGAGGAAAAAGAGAGCCACUUCCGUCUCUCCUAUUACCCUCAUCGUCUGAAAUUUUUCACUGAGAUGCUAGCAGAAGUUUUCGACCCGAAGGCAAAAAAUAACAUUUAUGGAGACUUCAAGCCUUUAAAGCAAGUCGAAGACCCUGCUUUCUUCAUUCACGUUGUAGAAAAACCUUGAAAUUUGAAUUCAACAUAAAAAAGCUUAUGAGUUUUUAAUUUUAAUUCAAAUUUGAAAUGUAAAAUGCUGUAGAAAAAAUAAAAUGGAUAGACUUUAAGGAAGCCAAAAACUUUAAA